Gossypium raimondii (Peruvian cotton) is the source of this 1114-nucleotide messenger RNA. Its product is annotated as MOB kinase activator-like 1A. The record is from RefSeq and is a predicted model, not a curated record. The transcript is spliced from 7 exons. Gene Ontology annotation, biological process: signal transduction; positive regulation of protein phosphorylation. The coding region runs from base 282 to 929 and encodes 215 amino acids. Lineage: Eukaryota; Viridiplantae; Streptophyta; Magnoliopsida; Malvales; Malvaceae. Gene Ontology annotation, cellular component: cytoplasm; nucleus. Gene Ontology annotation, molecular function: protein kinase activator activity.
CUCACAUGUCACCCAACUCACAAGAGGCAAGCCCCAUCCGCGUCCCAGCCUUUUCUGUCUCCAAAUUACAAAACACCCCCCACGAAUUUUUUUUUAUUUUUUAUUUUUUGGUUCUUCUAAAUCUAAAGUAAUGGAACACAAGAGAUAAUUAGAUUAUAGUACUCGUAAGAAAAUAGGAGGAGGAAAAGAGGGGUGAAAGGAAAAGAAAAAGAGGCUUUUUCAUUUUUCCCACCUGAAGAAACGAAAAUCAAACAGUCUUUUUUCUCAAUCCCUCUCUAACAAUGAGUCUCUUCGGUCUUGGAAGAAAUCAGAGAACAUUCCGCCCCAAAAAAAGUGCACCUUCUGGAAGUAAGGGCGCACAGCUUAAAAAGCACAUUGAUGCUACCCUGGGCAGUGGAAACCUAAGGGAAGCAGUGAGGCUACCUCCUGGGGAAGAUUUAAAUGAAUGGCUCGCAGUCAACACUGUGGAUUUCUUCAAUCAGGUGAAUCUGCUCUAUGGUACCCUGACUGAGUUUUGUACUCCUGAGAACUGUCCUACAAUGACUGCAGGCCCUAAGUAUGAAUAUAGAUGGGCAGAUGGCGUGCAAAUCAAGAAACCUAUCGAGGUUUCUGCCCCAAAAUAUGUCGAAUAUCUAAUGGACUGGAUUGAAACACAACUUGAUGAUGAAUCGAUAUUUCCUCAAAAACUGGGUGCACCAUUUCCUCCAAACUUCAAAGAUGUAGUGAAGACAAUAUUCAAAAGACUGUUCCGAGUAUAUGCCCACAUCUAUCACUCUCACUUUCAGAAAAUUGUGAGCCUUAAGGAGGAAGCCCAUUUGAACACAUGCUUUAAGCAUUUCAUACUUUUUACUUGUGAAUUUGGGCUGAUUGACAAGAAAGAGCUAGCUCCACUUCAAGAGCUCAUUGAAUCCAUCAUAGUCCCCUACUAAUUACAGGACUGGACUUUGGAGAUCCUGAUGAUGUUUCUUUCUUCUUUUCUUUUCUUUUCUCUUUAUUUUAGGGAUGCAAAGUCAAAUAAAUUAAGAGACUGUUAUAGCAGACGACUUAAGAAACAAGUGUCUCUAAUUUAUAUCUGUGUGUUAUAAAUGCAAGUUCAUAUGUCAUGUUCCUUGAA